This is a messenger RNA of Notothenia coriiceps (black rockcod), 5447 nucleotides long. RefSeq names its product adhesion G protein-coupled receptor A3 (gene adgra3). The transcript is spliced from 18 exons. The record is from RefSeq and is a predicted model, not a curated record. NCBI's taxonomy places the organism in Eukaryota, Metazoa, Chordata, Actinopteri, Perciformes, Nototheniidae. Gene Ontology annotation, molecular function: G protein-coupled receptor activity; protein binding. Gene Ontology annotation, cellular component: plasma membrane; external side of plasma membrane. Gene Ontology annotation, biological process: cell surface receptor signaling pathway; G protein-coupled receptor signaling pathway.
AUUGAAAUAUCGGCUUUAUUUCUAUCGUCGUUGAUUUUGUAUAAUAAAUCUUAUGUGAAUACUUCUGCAAAGUGAAUGUAAUAGCACAGGAAUGCUGUCAACUUUAUUGGCAUCCAAGUAAAGUAAUAACGUGUACUCGAAGAGGUUAUUAUUAACGACUGUAAAAUAGAUGUAUGCCAGGGGAGUCAAUAUAAUGGUCAUCCAAAGUGAAGACCACGUAGCAUAAAAUGAAAGUAUUCAAGUUAAGUAUUGCUACCUUUAAAAAUGUAUUACUAAAGUAAUUGAAUACUCCCCACUGAAGUAGCAGUAACGGUACAACCUCUAUGGGUACAACCUGAAAUGUCCCUACGGAGAACUUUAUUUUGAAAAGCUGACCAGAUAUGGUUUUAUUUCAGAGGGACUUGACAAUGGUGGAGCCCGGGGCAGAGCCACUGAGGAGGAGGACUCGAGCUAUGAAUACUUUCCAAAGACGAUGUGGAGUUAAAAAACAACACAACAAUUGAGGAUAUUCUUCUUUAAAGCGACGUAAAGCUAUUUUUACUUUGUUUUUUCCCGCUUUUGCUGCACAUUUUAAGCGGAGAAGUUGUUGUUUUUGUGUUUUUUUUCCAUUCCUGAGUAAUUUCCUUUGGGAAAAGAAGAGAGAGGGAAAGUGUAUCGCUUUUGUUUGGAUUUAUGUAACGAAAAAAAACUUGGAAGUUAAAGUGUGGGUUUAAGAGAAAUCUGGCUUUGUUCCCUGACGUUAGUGCGGAUAACCUGGGAGUACUCCUGCCGCCCUCCGUGGAAAAGACACCCGGACCCACGCUAUGUGCAACAAAGAAACCCUCUCAACUACUGCACAAGUUAUUUAGUAACCAGCGAGCACACUCCGCUUAAAAUACACGGAUUCGCACAGUUCCAGGAAAUGGGAAUAACACCGGGAUGGAAGAGGAAUUAUAAAUGAGUCUUGUGGAAAAACAAAGAAGGAUACAGAGAGAGAAAUGGAGGAGGAAGGCUGUCUGGAGCCAAACAAGAUACUCUCUGUUUUAUCUUAACAAAGCUCAGCUCCGCGUUUAGCAGCGAAACAUUUCCUGUGCCCAUGCUGCGGUGGUUCUCUGUGUGAACAUGAAGGUGGAUGUAUUGCGGUUGUUUGUGAUUUUGCUGCUCGGUGGAGGCUGUGGAGGUUCGGCGGUAUCAUCUGAUUGCAAACCAUAUGAAGAGCGCUCCAAAAGCGGGGGGAAGAGCCUGCCGUUCGACCGGAAAGUGGUGUGCAGCAACAUGGAGCUCCAUCAGGUGCUCCCCCCGGACUCCUUCCCCAACAGGACCGUCACCCUAAUUCUGAACAACAACAAGAUUCAAGAACUCCGAAAUGGAUCCUUCUUUGGAUUGUCUACAUUGGAGAAAUUGUAAUGUAACUGUCAUCUUGUGUUUAUGCUGAAAAGUGGAACUUAUUAACCAAAAACUUUGUUUGCUGCGUACUACAGGGACUUGUCUAACAACAGCAUCGGCUGUCUCAACGUGGACAUCUUCAAGGGCCUCACCAAUCUGAUCAGACUAAACCUUUCAGGGAACAUCUUUUCCUCCUUGGCUCAGGGGACCUUUGACAGCUUGGCGUCUCUGAAGUCACUGGAGUUCCAGACACCGUUCCUGCUGUGUGACUGCAACCUGACGUGGCUGCUGCGCUGGAUCAGAGACAGGAACAUGGUGGUGAAGAACACAAAGUGCUCCUUCCCUCAGUCUCUGCAGGGCCAGCUCAUCACCUCCAUCAAGCCCGAGCUGCUCACCUGUGACGCCCCCCUGGAGCUGCCCUCCUUCCAGCUGACCCCCUCCCAGCGCCAGGUGGUGUUUCAGGGGGACAGCCUUCCCUUCCAGUGCCAGGCCUCCUUCGUGGCCGAGGACAUGCAGGUGCUGUGGUACCAGAACGGCCGCAUGGUCAAACAAGACGCCGCGCAGGGCAUCUUCAUCGAGAAGCACAUGGUGCAGAACUGCUCUCUCAUCGCCAGUGCGUUGACCAUCUCCAACAUCCAGCCGGGGUUCACUGGGAACUGGGAGUGCCGGGUCAGGACGAGCAGAGGCAAUACCACCAGGACGGUCCACAUCGUGGUGCUGGAGAGUUCUGCAGAGUACUGCGCUCCUGAACGCAUCUCCAACAACAAGGGAGAGUUCAAGUGGCCUCGCACUCUGGCGGGGAUCAGAGCGUACCUGCCCUGCAACAGACUGCCGUCGAGCGCCGGAACGUACUCGGGCAGCUCGGGUGAGGAGCAGAAAGCGUGGAGAUACUGCGACCACAAAGGGCUGUGGACGGAGGAGGACUACUCCCGCUGCCAGUUCCAGAAGGACGUCACCAGAUUUCUGUUCGUCAUCAACCAGAUGCCUCUGAAUGAGAGCAACGUGGUUGCCCGGGCUCGCCGCCUGCUCGUCUACACCGUCGAGGCCGCCAACUUCUCCGACAAGAUGGACAUCAUCUUCGUGGCGGACAUGAUCGAGAAGUUUGGCAAGUUUGUCGAGAAGUUUAAAGAUCUGGGCGAGGUGAUGAUCAGCAUGGCCUCCAACCUGAUGCUGGCUGAUGAGCGCGUGCUGUGGAUGGCUCAGCGUGAAGCCUCAGCGUGUUCUCGCAUCAUCGCCUGCCUGCAGAAGAUCGCCGUCUACCGCCUGGCCACGACACAGGCCUUCUCCCUGACCUCCCCCAACAUCGCGCUGGAGGCUCACGCUGUCAGGGCGGCAGACUGGAACGGGAUGACCUGCAUGUUGUUCCAGAGGCCGAGCCCGGAGCGCUCGCCGGGGGGGGAUCGCCAGCUCACCUUCAAAUGCAACACCACCAGCUCCUUCUCCAGCAUCCUGCACAAGAGCACCAUAGUGGAGGCCUCCCUGCAGCUUCCUCAGGCCCUCUUCACCCCCACUGCGCUCCCCGGGCACCCUGAGGACACCGUCUACAAGCUCCACCUCCUGGCCUUCCGCAACGGCAAGUUCUUCCCUUCCACCAGCAACUCCUCCCAGCUAGCUGACGGGGGGAAGAGGAGGAGUGUGGCCACCCCCGUCAUCAUGGCCAAGAUUGACGGCAUGUCCCUGCGUGUGCUGAGGUCUCCCGUGAACAUCACCCUGCGGCGGUUUGCCCGCGGCUCAGACGCCGUGUCCGCCUGCUGGAACUUCAGCCUGGUUGGGGGGCAGGGAGGGUGGCAGAGCGACGGCUGCCGCAUCCUGGAUCAUCACGACAACUUCACCACCAUAUCCUGCAACUCUCUGGGAAACUACGCACUGCUGAUGGACCUCAGCAGUGUGGAGUUUUUCUCUCCCAGCAUCCGGCCCCUGCACCCUGUCAUCUACGCCACAACCAUCAUACUCCUGAUCUGCCUGCUCACCAUUACCAUCAGCUACAUCUACCAUCACAGGUCUGUCCGUGUGAGCCGCAAGUUUUGGCACAUGCUGGUCAACCUCUGCUUCCACAUCUGCCUCACCUACGGGGUCUUUGUCGGGGGAAUAAAUCAGACGCGUUAUGCAAGCGUGUGCCAGGCAGUUGGGAUCUUGCUGCAUUACUCCACUCUGGCCACCGCUCUGUGGGUGGGGGUGACGGCACGCAACAUUUACAAACAGGUGACCCGAAAGGCCAAGCGCUACGAAGAGCUGGACGAACCUCCACCACCACCACGGCCAAUGCUGAGGUUCUACUUAAUCGGCGGAGGGAUACCCAUCAUUGUCUGUGGAAUCACUGCAGCAGCAAACAUCAAGAACUACGGCAGCCGGACCAAUGCCCAAUAUUGCUGGAUGGCCUGGGAGCCCAGUAUCGGGGCUUUUUACGGCCCUGUGGGAUUCAUCAUCUUCGUGGACUGCAUGUACUUCCUCAGCAUCCUCCUGCAGCUGCGCCGCCACCCUGAGCGCCGCUACGAGUUCAAGGAGCUGACAGACGAGCAGCAGCACCUGGUUCUAGUCCACAGCGAGGGGGGGGGCGAUGCUCCCAGCAGCCACUGCCACCCCCUCACUCUGCAACUGCAGCCAGAGGGAUCCUCCUCUGUGGGCUCCGCUCCGCACUCGGUGCCACUGUCGGCGCUGGAGAACGAGCACACCUUCGCCGCUCAGCUGAUGGGGGCGGUGGGGGCGCUGGGGCUGUACGCCGCCCUCUGGGUGUUCGGGGCCAUGGCCGUCUCGCAGGAGCACCCCUUCGACUUGGCCUUCACCUGCCUCUACGGGGUGGCUGCGCUGGCUCUGGGGGCCUUCAUGGUGGCCCAUCACUGUGUCAACAGACAGGAUAUGAGGCGCUACUGGUCCCAGGCCUGUUGCUCGGGGAGACGGGCCUACUCUGCCCAGGAGGACGUGCUCCUGCCUCAGCCGGGCGUAGCCAUGACGUCGACAGCAGGGUCAGUGAGCAAAGCAGACGGGGAGUCGACGCGGUGCGGCCAGAGCAGCGCAGACUCCUCUUACACCAAUAAAAGCGCCCCCAGCGUGCGUAACUCCGCCCACGGCAGCAAGCUGACCAAUCUGCACGCAGAGGCGGCGCAGUGUAAGACCGCCUCGGCACCGGUGACCGCCAACGGUGCAGCUGUUUUGGACAACAGCCUGACGGAACAUUCUAUAGACAAUGAAAUAAAAAUGCACGUGGCUCCGCUGGAGGUGCAGUUCCGCCCGAUGAACAUCAACAACAAUCCGGCGGCGCUUCCCAACGGACACGUGGGCAGGCAUCACAAAAACAGAGCGCGGGCGCACAGGGCCAGCCGGCUGACGGUGCUGCGGGAGUACGCCUACGACGUGCCCACCAGCGUGGAAGGCAGCGUGCAGAGCGCCAAUCACAGGCGCCACCAUCAUUACGACGUAGCGGCGCGCAACAGUCGCCGCGCGGCCUACAUGGCGUACAGGGAGCGCCACCAGAGCCAGCAGCAGCACGACAGCAGCGACAGCGCCAGCCUGCCGCGCCGCCCCCGCCACGCAGACAAGGGUGGGGGCGGCACGCUGGGGAACGGGACGGUGGUGACGGUGGAGAAGGAGCAGGUCGCUGCUGAUGCUGCUGCGGGGUCCGACGCCAGUAAAGACUCUGACCCUGUCCCGCAGCCCGACACUGAACUAGAGACACAGCCCAAAUCUUACGGGUUGAACCUCAUCACUCAGAACGGUGGAACACUCAAAGAAAACGGACAGCUUGUGCCUUUACUAACCACAGAGAGUGCAGCCAGUAUAAAGACCGGCCUGUGGAAACAUGAAACUACUGUGUAGCGACAGUUUCCGUACCCAAAGACUGCAUCGCCUUUAAACUGUGAAAUGCUUUUGUUUUUUUCUAUUGUACAUUUAUUUGAUCAAAUCAUUACUGCCACUGAACUAUCUCUGUAGAUAUGUUUUUUUUGUAAAUGGUCUAUUUUUAUAACUUUAAUCCCAACCUUGUUGUUCUAAGAGUUGUGUAAUUGAAACUGCAUACCCUUACCCCCGGGGAUUUAUUUUCCAUUUAAUAGUUUGCCCCAACAAUAAUAAAACAAAAGUGUUGUACA